CGCUGGAAUGUGACAGAGGCCGAAGGCGCAAUUUUUGGUAUUUUUAAAAUAAACCUCGCACGCGAGUAGUGUAUUGCGAACGCUUAUUGCGGAAUGGUUACCGUAACAGUAUUAUUGUGUUAUUAGUGAUUUGUUUUUAAAGUAAAAUAAAUAAAAAUGGCUGAUAUAGAAAAACUUUUAAAACAAGCAGCAAUGCAAGUCGGAGCUGGCGGAAGCGCAGGAUUUAUAGAAGUUUGCAUCAUGCAUCCUCUUGAUCUUAUAAAAACAAGAUUACAAUUACAAGCUAAUAAAACUUCUUUAAAAAGUUCGGAUCCUCAUUAUUAUAAUGGAAUAAUCGAUUGUAUGAAGAAAAUGUAUAGAAAUGAAGGUUUAACAUCAUUUUGGAAAGGAAUUUUGCCACCGAUUUUAGCUGAAACUCCGAAACGAGCUGUGAAAUUCGUAACUUUUGAACAAUAUAAGAAAUUAUUUUUAUUCGGUUCCAGUUCACCCACUCCUUUAACUUUCGCUUUAGCUGGUCUUGGAUCUGGAAUAACAGAAGCAAUUCUGGUAAAUCCAUUCGAGGUUGUCAAAGUGACUCUUCAGUCGAAUAGAGCUUUAGCAACCGAAGUUCCGAGUACAUGGACGGUGACGAGGCAGAUUGUAAGAGAAAAUGGACUUGGAUUCAGAGGCCUUAAUAAAGGUCUAACAGCAACUAUAGCGAGAAAUGGAAUUUUUAAUAUGGUCUAUUUCGGAUUCUAUCACAGUGUCAAAGGAUAUUUACCAGAAUAUGAGGAUCCUCUUUUAGAAUUUGGUCGAAAAGUUGCCAUCGGAUUUACGUCAGGUGUUCUCGGUUCUUGCGUAAAUAUUCCAUUCGAUGUCGCAAAGAGUCGUAUCCAGGGUCCGCAGCCAAUACCAGGUGUAAUUAAAUAUCGCUCAACGACUGGGGCUAUUAUGUUGGUGUAUAAGGAAGAAGGGUUCCGUGCUCUAUACAAAGGAUUACUGCCAAAGGUUCUUCGAUUAGGUCCAGGAGGGGCUAUUAUGCUUGUUGUGUAUGAUUACGUGUAUCACUUUUUGGAAGAUAAAUUUCAAAACAAGCACCGUAACUUAUAACCUACAAUAACUCAAAUUCAUAUAAUAGUGCAUUAAAAUUACAUUCAGAUGUAUGUAGUUAAAUUAGACUUAAAUAGCCCAUUAAUUAUGAAUGUAUAUAUUUUUAUAAUUUAGAAGUAGUAGUUAUAGAAACAUAGUACAAUAUACCAUAAUAUACUUUAUAUGAAGAAAAAUAUCCUUCAUAAAAAUGUGUUAUUUUUAUCUUUUUUCAGCAUUUCAAUUAUAUUUUGUAAGUGAUACUGCCGUACAAAGCGUCUCUAUAAUAGACAACGAAAACAAAAAAUGUAACAAAAAUAAAAAAAUGAUUGUUUAUGAAAAUUACGACAAAAUAUAUAUAUACUUUUAAUCAUAACCAAGAAAAAAAAAUCAUUUAAUUGUAUGUAUCACUUAGUACUUUAAGUUUUUUUCAAUUAACAAUGUUCCAAUGAGUGGCGGUAAAAUGCCUAAGGUAGCAUUUAUAAUGGUUUUUACUAUUUUAAAUCACAAUUA
Messenger RNA from Vanessa atalanta (red admiral), 1578 nucleotides. Its product is annotated as mitochondrial 2-oxodicarboxylate carrier. NCBI's taxonomy places the organism in Eukaryota, Metazoa, Arthropoda, Insecta, Lepidoptera, Nymphalidae. The transcript has 4 exons. The record is from RefSeq and is a predicted model, not a curated record. The coding region runs from base 157 to 1089 and encodes 310 amino acids.